Megalops cyprinoides (Indo-Pacific tarpon) is the source of this 563-nucleotide messenger RNA. RefSeq names its product ubiquitin-40S ribosomal protein S27a. Gene Ontology annotation, biological process: translation; modification-dependent protein catabolic process; protein ubiquitination. Bases 55 to 525 code for a protein of 156 amino acids. Gene Ontology annotation, cellular component: cytoplasm; nucleus; ribosome. Gene Ontology annotation, molecular function: ubiquitin protein ligase binding; structural constituent of ribosome; protein tag activity. Lineage: Eukaryota; Metazoa; Chordata; Actinopteri; Elopiformes; Megalopidae. The transcript has 6 exons. The record is from RefSeq and is a predicted model, not a curated record.
CCUCUUCUCACGAUCCGCCAUUAGCAGGAGGCUUGUGGUGGAUUCGAUUCCAAAAUGCAGAUUUUCGUGAAAACCCUUACGGGGAAGACUAUAACCCUUGAGGUUGAACCUUCCGAUACCAUCGAAAAUGUCAAGGCUAAGAUCCAAGACAAAGAAGGUAUCCCUCCUGAUCAGCAGAGGCUGAUCUUCGCUGGUAAGCAGCUGGAAGAUGGCCGCACUCUGUCUGACUACAACAUUCAGAAGGAGUCCACACUGCACCUGGUGCUGAGGCUGCGUGGUGGUGCCAAGAAGAGGAAGAAGAAGUCCUACACCACACCCAAGAAGAACAAGCACAAGAGAAAGAAGGUCAAGCUUGCUGUGCUCAAGUACUACAAGGUCGACGAAAACGGCAAGAUCCACCGCCUUCGCCGCGAGUGCCCUGCGGACGAGUGUGGUGCCGGUGUGUUCAUGGCCAGCCACUUCGACAGGCACUACUGCGGAAAGUGCUGCCUCACUUACUGCUUCAACAAGCCUGAGGACAAGUGAGAGGAUGGACUGGACCUAAUAAAGCCUUCACCACCCAU